This is a messenger RNA of Hibiscus syriacus, 1401 nucleotides long. RefSeq names its product pentatricopeptide repeat-containing protein At1g09900-like. The record is from RefSeq and is a predicted model, not a curated record. The transcript has 3 exons. Lineage: Eukaryota; Viridiplantae; Streptophyta; Magnoliopsida; Malvales; Malvaceae. Gene Ontology annotation, molecular function: protein binding. The coding region runs from base 1 to 1308 and encodes 435 amino acids.
AUGUAUCAGUUCUUCCGAAAACAUCUCAAUCUCAGCCCCUUCCACAAUCCUCGCUGCACUCUCUUUUAUCAUCUCUUUGCCCUUUCCUCAAAAUCACUCAUUCCCCUCUCUUCCACUCCCCAAACCCCAAUUCUCAGUUCCCAUCAACUUCACGCCGUUCCUUCUUCGGAUACUUCAACUCAUUUCACCAUUUCCUCAUCUGGGUCUUCCUCAUUUCCUUCUACACCAUACCCAUCUUCUCGAUUUUUCAAUACAUCCGGUUUUCAGUGGGCUCGCAGUUUCUCUGCCUCUUCUUCGAGGGUAAAUGCGAGUCGAAAUCAAAUUUCGGAGGUUACCAAUUUGAUUAGAAGACGCGAUAACGAUUUAGAAUCCAAGUUGGAUGCUAUGAAUGUAAGUCUUUCCGAGGUAUCAUUGGACACCAUUUUCCGAACUUUAAAUUACCAGAAAGUUCCUGCAUUGCGUUUCUUCGAUUGGAUUCGACAAUCCCAUCCCCGGUUUUAUCAUAACUAUGAUAUUUUUAGUUUGGUUAUCAACAAUUGUGGGAUAUUAGUAAAGCUGCAACGAAUAACUCCAUAUGCGGAAGUGUUGAAUAGAAUAGGUGGGUCAUGUGGUGUUUCUUGUACCCAUGCUUUGAUUGAGAUGUUAUGCUCUCUAGGAUCCUUUGAAAUUGCUGAAUAUGUGGAUGUGGUUGCAAGUACAAAGAAAAGAGGUCAUUUCGAAGAAGCAAGGAACGUGCUUGAUGAGAUGAUCAAAAUGGGUUGUCACCCGAAUUCCCAGAUUUUUAAUUAUCUACUCAGUUGUUUACGCAAGAAUGAUACUGCCGUGGCUGAUGAACUGCUUGAACUCAUGCUCCAAAGUGGCUGCCCUCCUGAUGCAUUAACGUUUGAGAUAUUCAUUUGCCAUUUCUGCAGCCAUGGUAAAUUAGAUACUGCAUUUGAGUGGCUAGAUAAAAUGGAAUCAGAUGAUAUCGAACCUCGGCAAACGACACAUGCUGCCUUUAUCAAGGGUUACUUCAAAUUACAGCAGUAUCAGGAGGCACACCAGUAUGUGGUUGUUAGUAGUGGUAAGUAUAAGACGGCAAGCAAUACGAUUUAUAGUUUGUUGGCGAACCUUCAUAUAAAAAGGGGAGAACCGGUCAUCGCACAGCCCGUGCUUUCGGAGAUGAUAGAAAAGGGUCUAAAACCAAACUUUGCAGUGUAUAUGAAUGUUUUGAAGCACCUCCAGAAAUCUGGCAGACAAGAUCUAGCAAGAAACUUGGAGAGCAGCUUCUCUAGCUUCAUUUCACAACAAUGUGCUGGUAAUGGCUGAAGUUUGUCUGAAAAUUCUGUAGGCAGAAAUUUUCAUGUGAUCUUCUGUUUGUAGUUGCAUAAACGAGCUCACUGGAGAUCGUAUUUCACAAUG